GAUGAAGGCAACUCUGAGGGCGACGCAGCGGCGAUGCCGGGGAAGAGGGACGUUCUGGAUACGAAAUCAGAGGCUGACGCUCUUGUCGGCGCGGAGUUUGACCGUGGCAACCUGCUGCUGGCCUUUCCUGAGGACUUCAUGGACAAUGACCCUCCCUGCCUACACUCUGGGGACCUGCUGAGCCUCAUCUUAGGAGAUGUCACGUCCCUGAAGAGCUUCGAUUCCCUGACGGGAUGUGGAGACGACAUUGCUGAGCCCGACAUUGCUGAGAGCACCAUCUCUGUGGAGCGCAGCAGAGACGCUGCUAAACGGAGCUCCUGCCUGGUCACCUACCAGGGCGGUGGGGAGGAGAUGGCCAUACCCGAGGAGGCAGAGGAGUACCUCCACCAGAUAUGGAGCAGCAACACGGCAGGGGACAGCAGCUACGGAGCCCAGGUGUCGAGUAGCAGUUUGGAGACACAUGCCUCGCACGAGGCGGAAGCCCACCCCUACGUGGGGGACGCGAUGGACGUCGUUGACCUCCUGACGCCACAGAGUGACCAGCAAGAGUCCGCCCCUAAUAGCGACGAGGGUUAUUAUGACUCCACCACGCCGGGGCCGGAGGACGAAGCUGGCGACGGGCUCGGUGAGAUCAAGAAGGACCGUCUUCCCAGAGACAGUUACAGCGGCGAUGCACUUUAUGAGUUUGACGCGCUGAUGAGUCCCUCUCACGGGGAGGAAUCCCUGUUUGAGAGCAAAGUCUCACGCCCAGUGAUCUUCAGCUACUUCUUGGACGUCUGCCUCCCCCCUGAGAAGAGCCUGAUCCAGAUGAUGGAUCAGAAGAGAGGGGUGAUGGAAACGGAAGAAGAGCGCUGGAUUGGCAAGAGUCAGGGGGGCCUUGGUGGCGAGCCGGUGGCCUCGCACGCCCCGAACAGGGGUGUGAAUAGCGGGGUUUCGGUGGCUAGAGCUGAAAGUCCAGAGUGGAGGGAUUUUCCAGGGACUCUGUGUCCAGAAAACUGUUACAACAGCCAAAAAGCCCAAGGAAGUUGCCUUAUUCAGCUCACGAGGAACAAUCCGGGGUUCGAUUCGGACCCAGACUGUGGGUUGUUUGGGGGCUCCAUCCACGGCGGCGUAGCCCCAGCCCAGGCAGGGAUGUUCCCCAGCUACAGGCUCCCAGAGGACGAGCGUGGCGGCGCGGAGCCCGCCCCCGGCGAGCCCCAGGUGAGCCGCGAACGCGAGCCCGAGCACGCUGUGAGCUUCUCGCAAGCGCUGGUGGAGUUCGCCAGCAGCGGGACCCUCUUCUGCAGCCUCUCCGAAAGUCUGGGGAGCUCUGCCUCCGGCUCUUCCUUCACCCAGAACCUCCCUGCCCUCCCCACCAUGGUCACCUUCGACGUCGUCGAUGUGGAGCAGGAAGGAGAAGGGGAGUGCGAGCAGCGUCCCGAGAUGA
Molecule: messenger RNA, 1426 nt
Organism: Phaethon lepturus (White-tailed tropicbird)
Lineage: Eukaryota; Metazoa; Chordata; Aves; Phaethontiformes; Phaethontidae
Gene: AMER1
Product: APC membrane recruitment protein 1
Exons: 3
Biological process (GO): regulation of canonical Wnt signaling pathway
Cellular component (GO): plasma membrane
Molecular function (GO): beta-catenin binding; phosphatidylinositol-4,5-bisphosphate binding
Source: RefSeq, a predicted model, not a curated record